GUGCUUCCACCGCGCAUGCGCCGCGGCCGGGUGGGCGGGGCGGGGCGGGCCACGCCCCGCUGGGUGACGUCAGCGGGAGCCGAGGCGGAAGUGGCCGCAGGGGGCCCCAGGGCUCCCACUUGCACCGCCAUGGACAUGGACGUGGCGCCGGGCUCGGUGGUGGAGCCGGGCUGGCUGCUCUCGCCCGAGGGCCGGCAGCACCGCGACGCCAUCCUGCGCAAGGGCCGCCGGCGCCUUUUCGGUCUGCUGGAGCGCCCGGCCCUGCCGCCGGCGCUGGCCGCGGCCCCGGCCGCCUACAAGCUCUUCGUCUCCGGCAAGAGCGGCGUGGGCAAGACGGCGCUGGUGGCAGCGCUGGCGGGCGCCGAGGGACCGGCCGGGCACCACGAGACGCUGGGCAUCCAGGCCACCACGGUGUACUGGCCGGCGAAGGUGCGCGACGCCGGGCGCCCGGUGCUCUUCCAGCUCGAUUUUUGGGAUUGCGGCGAAACGGCGCUGAAGAAAUUCGACCAUAUCCUGCCGGCCUGCAAGGAGGAGGCGGACGGCGUCCUCUUCCUCUUCUCCUUCACCGACCGCUGCUCCUUCGAGGACCUGCCGGGCCAGGUGGCCCGGGUGACGCGGCCGGAGGAGAACCUCGUCCGCGUGGUCGUCGGCACCAAGUUCGACCUGUCGCCGCAGGCGGACGUCACGGAGCGGGACGUGGCGGCCUUCGAGCGGGCCUGGCGGCUGCCGGUGCUGCGGGCCAGCGGCGCGCCGCGGGCACGGGGACGCCGGGGCCGCGGGGACGCCGGGGCCCGCGCCGAGCUGGCCCGGGUCGCCCCGCUGCUCGACGCGUUGGCCGAGCGCCUCUGGCGCCGCGACCAGCUGGCCGCCGGCCUCCUGCCCGCCGGCAGCCCCUCACCGCCGCCUCAGGCCUCUCCCACCCAAUAAACUGCUUUUCCCACCCA
Molecule: messenger RNA, 944 nt
Organism: Dromaius novaehollandiae (emu)
Lineage: Eukaryota; Metazoa; Chordata; Aves; Casuariiformes; Dromaiidae
Gene: CPLANE2
Product: ciliogenesis and planar polarity effector complex subunit 2
Exons: 6
Coding region: 16-927 (303 amino acids)
Molecular function (GO): GTP binding; GTPase activity
Source: RefSeq, a predicted model, not a curated record